This is a messenger RNA of Mugil cephalus (flathead mullet), 1376 nucleotides long. It is a transcript of the gene foxq1a, whose product is annotated as forkhead box Q1a. The transcript has a single exon. Gene Ontology annotation, biological process: cell differentiation; regulation of transcription by RNA polymerase II; anatomical structure morphogenesis. Lineage: Eukaryota; Metazoa; Chordata; Actinopteri; Mugiliformes; Mugilidae. Gene Ontology annotation, molecular function: RNA polymerase II cis-regulatory region sequence-specific DNA binding; DNA-binding transcription factor activity, RNA polymerase II-specific. The record is from RefSeq and is a predicted model, not a curated record. The coding region runs from base 156 to 992 and encodes 278 amino acids.
ACCCAGACUAUAGGUAAGACGGGCUUCGGUGCUCUGGCAGGUAUGAUUGAAAAGACGCACUUCUCCGGAUUCAGUUCAGUGUACCUCUCCGCGUCUUGACGCACGAACGGACCCGGACUUUGAAGGACUGAUUCUGCUCAACACUCAGACUCAGCAUGAAGCUGGAAGUGAUUUGUGGAAGUCACUAUGCAAUGAAACAUUUCGAGGCGCCCACUGAUGCAGAGGGGACUGUGCCAUCACUCCUCGCUGCUGAGGAGGAGCUGGGGUCGGAUGGGGACUGCGUGGCGCACAGCCCUUCACCUGUUACUCCGUGUGGCGGCGGCGGCGGCGGCGGCACCAGCACCAAGUCCAAGCCAUACACACGGAGACCCAAACCCCCCUUUUCAUACAUCGCUCUCAUCGCCAUGGCCAUCCGGGACUCUCCGACUGGACGACUGACUUUGGCGGAAAUAAACGACUACCUAAUGAAGAAGUUUCCGUUCUUCAGGGGCAGCUACACCGGCUGGAGGAAUUCUGUUCGACACAACUUGUCUCUGAAUGACUGUUUCCUCAAAGUGCUCCGGGACCCCUCCAGACCUUGGGGAAAGGACAAUUACUGGAUGCUCAAUCCCCACAGCGAAUACACGUUCGCUGAUGGGGUGUUCCGGCGCAGAAGAAAACGCAUUAACAAAAAGUUCAACAUGGAGCAAGAGGUUCCCCAGCACGCAGAGGAGCCGCAGCGCGUCCACCAGUCCGCUCCGGCCAGCCAGACUGAUUCCUGUCCCAAGUUUACCAGCUCCUUUGCUAUCGACAGCAUCCUCAGCAAGCCGUUCAAGGGAGACUUAAACAAAGAACAAUUACCCGUGCGCCCUGCCGUAACCUGGCCGUGGUACUCUGAACUAACGAUGCAUCAUUUAAAUACACCUGCAUCAUUUCCAUACGCAAAGGCACCUUACCAUAUGGACUCCUGUGGAGCGCAUGUGGCUAAUGUCUACGGCCGUCGGAUGCUUUAGACAGCCUGCCAGCAUCUGUCUGUUAUGGUAUUUUGUGAUUUUUUUUUUUUUUUUUUUAAAAAGUCAUUAUGCACUGAUGAUGGAUACAGUGGAAGAAGCAAACACCAGAGGCCCAUAAAACCCGUUUACUUCUGUUUUGGGACUAAAUUGGAUUUGACAUUAUAUUUUGGAUGCAUGUUGUUAAACUUUUUAUUUUAUUUUUAUUUUUCUGUACCUCUGGUUAUUUUCCUUUAAAACAUCCACCGAUAUACAUGUGUUUGUUGCGAAUGUUACUGAUCAGACCAUUCACUUUAUGUGUUAAACAGACGUGUUAAAAUGCGCACUUCGUCCUUGUGUGUGUUUCAGAAGCUCUUUGCGGUGAAAUAAAAAACGAACUCAUGCGGA